AUGAGCGGACCUCUUCAUGUCUCGACGAGUGUCGUAGCUGUGCUGCAGCUCGCGGCCACGGCAACGCAAUAUCUCAAGGACAUCAAGCAUGGGUCAGCCGAUCGAUCUCGGCUCCGAGAUGAGCUUAGGAGUACAGUUUGCCUGCUCGAGAUGCUGCAGGAUCGUUUGGAGGAUUCGAAUGAUAUGCCAGACGGUGAGAAUAUGCUAAUGCCACAGUCUAUCAGCUUACUCGGCGGUACAGACGGUCCAUUGCAUCUCUUUAGACAGGUUCUAGAGGUGAUCAUUGCCGAAUUGGCACCUCAAGAUAAACUGAGGCAGUUAUCGAAGCCUUUUACCUGGCCCUUUGAUAAGAAGAAAGUGGCAGAUUUACUUGUACGCUUGGAAAGAUCGAAGAGUCAUUUCAAUCUGGUCCUGCAGAACAAUAUCGUAGAUUUGGUGAGAUUGGCAAAUCUCAAGCUUGAUAAAAUUGGCGACAAGGUGGAAAGCUUGGAGGCAAAGUCACGAGAUAGUGACUCGCAAAAGAUCAUCCACUGGAUAAGUCCGCUAUCAUUUCGCUCUCGACAUGUCAAUGUUCUGGACAGCGUCCAGCCCGGGACCGGCAUCUGGCUAUUGGAACAUGCCACUUUUCGCGAUUGGGUGAAGAGCAAGACCGGGACUCUCUGGUGUCCUGGGAUACCUGGAGCUGGAAAGACAAGUCUCGCAUCCCUCAUCAUCAAUCAUCUCGAGCAAGAGCCACCCCAGAAGAACAGUUUCUGCUCAUUCAUCUACUGCGAUUAUAACCAGCGCAGCACCCAAACUCAAGUGGCCCUCUUAUCCAGCAUACUUCAGCAGAUACUUCAAAACUAUUCCGGCGAUGUCCUACCGUCAGAAGUGGUAACACUGUACAAUCAACAUCAGAAAUACAAGACUCAUCCGACAUUGGCACAAAUCACUGAAAUACUAGGGAAAUUGGUUUCGGCGUUUGAAACGUUUCAUGUCGUUGUCGACGCCUUGGACGAAUGUGCCGAGUCGGAAGAAGACGCUCUCCGGUUCAUCUCGGCAGUCUCUUCUCUGGAAUCAUCUGUCAAGAUUCUAUGCACUUCCAGGUCUUCAAGCAUAUUUGACGCUUAUUUCAGUACAGCCUCUAGGAUAGAAAUAUCUGCUCAGCAGACAGACAUUACGGCUUAUAUAACCGCUUGCCUACAAGACCAACCCAGGCUCUCAAGACAUGUCGCUAAAGAUGCUAGUCUAAAAGAUGACAUUGUCGGGGCAAUCAUCCAAGAAUCUCAGGGAAUGUUCUUGUUGGCAAAACUACAUGUUGAAUCUUUGUCUCGAAAAAUCAGCCGCAAAGACGUGCGCGCUGCGCUGAAAACUCUACCCAGCACCUUGGAUGCCACAUAUUCAGAUGCUCUUGAGAGAAUCUACAGUCAAGAUUCAGAGUCUGCUGAAUUGGCUGAGCUGAUCCUGUUCUGGGUUGUCUGCGCUAAGAGAAGUCUCACCGUCCAGGACCUGCAACACCUGUAUGCUACACGAGAGUUGUCGGAUGGGGAUUGCCUUGACGAAGAUGACCUCCCAGACGGCGACAUUUUGACGGGAGUAUGCAGUGGCCUCAUUAUUGUGGAUGAUGAAUCGCAACUGGUUCGUCUGGUCCAUUAUACUGCCCAACAAUACUUUGAGAACUGCCACCACACGCGACUGUUGGAAGCAAAAAUGAGCCUCGCAAACAUCAGCCUGACAUACCUGACGCUGUCCAACUUUUCGAGCGGAUGCUGUACAACCGACGAAGCAAUGUCUCUCCGCUUGAAGCAAUUCCCAUUCCUCUUUUACGCCGCCAAGUACUGGGGUUCAGAUCUUGCCCAGCUGGGCUGUGCUGGCAUUGGGCCAAGGAUUGAGAAGUUUUCCUCUGAGGCUGCUGCAGUCGAAGCUGUCAAUCAGGCAUGGAGUUUGAAAACAAGCAAGUUCCGAUACACAAAUUGGAGCCAGGAGUUUCCUAGACACGUACCUGUGCUUGUACUGAUAUCGGCCUUUUGUCUCCCAGAGGUUCUGCAAUACCUGGUAUCAAAAGGGCAUAACAUUAAUGCCAGAGGGAGCGACGGAGAGACUGCUCUGAUUCGAUCAGCCGGUUUCGGACAUGUCGAAAAUGUACAGGUGCUCCUUGGAUUGGGUGCGGAGGUAGACGCUCAGGAUCACAUGGAUGAGACCGCAUUGCAGAGAGCUGCCAGAGUUGGGAACGACACCAUAGCCAAAAUCCUGCUCGAAAAAGGCGCAGACGUUAAUAUGAAGGCGGCGAGUGAUUUGACCGCGCUCAUGUCUGCGGUUUCCAGCGGGAAUCUCGAAGUCGUCAAGACUUUGGUUGAAGCCGGCGCCGACUUCAAAGCCGAAACAGUUUGGGGAGACUCUGCCUUGAGCAUUGCAACCCGAAGUGGUCAAGAAGCCAUUGCUAAUUUCCUGUUCGACCAAGGAGCGAUUCUGCCCAAAGGACCUGCAGGGCGCCGCGCCUCCAUCAUAGCCUCUCGCAAGGGUCUCCAUCAGCUAGUCAGGAAACUCACUGCCAACUACGACGCUGUCGCCGAUAAGCCGCUGGAGCGACAGAGUUCGAGGCUCAUGGAGGGACUUUCUGACAUCCGGGAAGCAGAACAAGUUGCUUCUGAUGCAAAACCCGAGGAAACUAUACCCAAGCAGACGAGAGCUGACUCUCGGGCAGAAUUCCUGGAUGACAUGGAAGACAUUGGAUACAAGAUUGGAUUUCACAAGCGAUACGACUUACUCCAACGGCUCGGCAAAGGCCAUUACGCCGAAGUGUACCUCUGCGCAAACAGAGUAACGGGUGUAAGGUAUGCAGUCAAAGUGCGCAUCUUCGCUUCAGAAGUGUCCGAAAAAAAGAGGUCGACUGAAUUGUUCCGAGAGGCGAGGAUGAUGCAAUUUCUCCAAAGGGACCCUCACCCGAAUAUCCUGCGGUUUGUCGAUCUCUUUGCAGAGCAUUCUUUCGAGAAGACUUACCUGAUCAUGGAACUUGUGCCUCACGGCGAGCUGUUCAACUAUAUUGUUGCCAAUACGCGCUUAUCGGAAGAUGAGUCCCGAAAGGUGUUUCUGCAGUUGUUUUCAGCGCUGGAGUUUUUGCAUGAUCAGGGAUGCAUCCACCGCGAUAUCAAGCCCGAGAAUAUUCUACUAGCAGAUGAGAAAAACCUGGUCAUCAAGAUAUCAGACUUUGGAUUGGCCAAAAUCAUUGGCCCUGGUACUGAUAAAUGGGAUUGGGUAACGACCCUUUGCGGAACACCGAGCUACGUGGCCCCCGAGAUACUAUCGACUGAUUCAAAACGAAAAUACGGGUUCCCAGUAGACAUUUGGUCCAGCGGAGUCGUCUUGUACAUUUGUCUAUGCGGCUUCCCACCUUUUUCUGAUGAGUUGUACUCCAAGGACUUUCCGUAUACACUCAGUCAACAGAUUAAAACGGGCAGAUUUGACUACCCAUCGCCGUAUUGGGAUCCGGUUGGAGAUCCGGCGCUGGAUCUGAUUGAUGGCAUGCUGGUUGUGGAUAUGGAGAAGCGGUUGACCGUCAAGCAAUGCCUCGAGCAUCCUUGGAUGCGCGAAGCGGUUCCCCAGAUACUAGCAGAGCCCAUCAGGUCAGAAAGCCCGGAGCCAAUGGAGGAAGGGGAGGAAAGGCGAAACGGUCCAUUUCAAAAGAGGUCGUUAAUCUCGGAUCUUAAUAAGUAG
Molecule: messenger RNA, 3693 nt
Organism: Trichoderma aggressivum f. europaeum
Lineage: Eukaryota; Fungi; Ascomycota; Sordariomycetes; Hypocreales; Hypocreaceae
Exons: 7
Coding region: 1-3693 (1230 amino acids)
Biological process (GO): meiotic recombination checkpoint signaling; protein phosphorylation
Cellular component (GO): nucleus; cytoplasm
Molecular function (GO): protein binding; ATP binding; protein serine/threonine kinase activity
Source: RefSeq, a predicted model, not a curated record